GAAUCGCAAUAGGGGAUCCAGUGUUCGGUCCUCAGUUGGGACACAAAUGGUUCGGCACAUUUCCUUCAUCAUCUUUGCGAUACGAUACGUGCAGUUUGCAUGAAGGCUUAUCUUCCUGAUGACUGCACGAGUGGUGAUGUUGAAAGAUGUAUCACUCACAGUGGCGCAUCAAUGUUAUAACUUCUCGUGUCACCAAAAUAGAAAAUACAUUUCCCUCAAAAUGAAUGAAGUGUCCCUGGUUGGCUGGUGUGACUGUCGAGUCAGUUCUGUGCUGGGUAAGAACACACGCGAGCUUGGUAAACAGCACCUAUUUGAUGACUCGCCUGAGACCUGUUGGAAUAGCGACCAAGGAACUCCUCAAUGGGUAGCUCUCAGAUGGAAGGACCCUGUUCUUGUCACUGCCAUCACUGCUCAGUUUCAGCGGUUCGUGAAAGCACCCACUGGGAAUUCAACAAGCCAUGCAGUAUCCGCUGGCAACGAGUGCCCUACAAGCCAUGCUGCACCCGCCGAUGCUGAAUUCCCAUUAACAAAUCGUGCAGCCUCCACCGGCAAAGAAUGCUCUGCAAGCUAUGCUGCACCCACCGAUCCUGAGUUCCAUCAACAAGUCGUGCAGCCUCCGCUGGCAACGAAUGCUCUGCAUGCUUUGCUGCACCCGCUAAUGCUAAAUUCCCAUCGACAAGUUGUGGAGCAUUCCCCGGCAACAAAUGCUCUGCAAGCUGUGCUGCACCCGCUGAUGCUGAAUUCCCAUCAACAAGUCGUGGAGCAUCCGCCGGCAACGAAUGCCCGACAAACCAUGUUGCAUCCGCCGAUGCUGAAUUCCCAUCAACAAAUCAUACAGCCUCCGCUAACGAUAUAAAAUAUGAUUGAAAGGCAUAUAAAUUAGUGUAAAAAGUGUUGAUAGAAUACAGUAUUUUACGUGUUAAUGAUUAUUAAAGCCUUGACAAAAAGAGACUGUACAGUGUAAAUAUACAGUAGAAAUAAUUUUCAAUUGUGAAUUAGAAUUAGAACUCACGUGAGUUAGUAGUAAGUCUAGCUGUUGUGUGAAGUGAAUGCCUGAAAAUAAGUGUACAUACUGUAUGUACCCUGUAUACAGUACUGAACAAUAUAAAACAAGCGCUGCAGAGGAUGACGUAAUCUUCACAGUUUCGUAAU
Messenger RNA from Procambarus clarkii (red swamp crayfish), 1152 nucleotides. NCBI's taxonomy places the organism in Eukaryota, Metazoa, Arthropoda, Malacostraca, Decapoda, Cambaridae. The record is from RefSeq and is a predicted model, not a curated record.